Messenger RNA from Perkinsus marinus ATCC 50983, 231 nucleotides. RefSeq lists its product as hypothetical. The coding region runs from base 1 to 231 and encodes 76 amino acids. NCBI's taxonomy places the organism in Eukaryota, Perkinsozoa, Perkinsida, Perkinsidae. The record is from RefSeq and is a predicted model, not a curated record. The transcript is spliced from 4 exons.
AUGGGAAGAAUCCCAUCGAGAAAAGUGUUGGAGUCUAGUAAGGUGAAGGUCGUGUUGGAUACUGUCCAGUCUAUGCUGAAUGAGGAUGCGACCAAUAAGUUUUUGAUUUUCUCCCAGUUCACGUCCUUGUUAGAGAUAACAAAGGAAGAGAUCGAGCGCCGUGGGUUGGGCUCGUGUGGGGGGAUGUUCUAUNNNNGACUCGACACUGUCGAGGCUCGCAGCUUCACUUAA